AUGGUCGCGCCAUCACAAGCGCCCGUCUCGGACGCGACCGUGAUCCCACGCGUCGGCGUCGCCGUCUUUGUGCUCAACGAGCAGGGCCACGUACUGGUCGGGAAGCGCACGGGAAGCCACGGUGCAGGCACAAUCGCCCUUCCGGGGGGUCACCUCGAGCUCCACGAGUCUUUCUACGAGUGUGCUGCCCGCGAAACAUAUGAAGAGACUGGCCUCGUUCUGCAGCUGCCUGAUGCGCUGCCUCCCUCGCAGCUGCUGUCACCAUCGUCACCAGUGCACUCGCGACCUUCCCGGGAAACCUCCACUCUACCAGCUCCUGCAAGCCGACCACCAACGCCAUUACAGUUUGUCACCGCACAGAACUCGGUGUACAUGAAGGACCAGGGCGAAAGAGGCGACGGCAAGCACUACGUCACCAUCUUCAUGAAGGCCAGCGUCAAGCCCGAUCCCGCAAACCCAGUCGCCGAGGCCAAGAUCAUGGAGCCCAACAAGUGUCUCGGCUGGGCAUGGGUCCCCAUCUCCUACCUCCGCAAUACGGCGAAUCGCCAGCAAGAACUGCAGAUGCUCCAAAUGAACGCCGCCUCCGAAGGUCGCUCGCUGCCCGUGUCCAUCGACAAGCUCCUCGAGGCGGACAGUCUGGCUCAGGCUCUGCAAGAGGCGGACGAGACAAAUCUCAGCCCCGGCGUCGACUCGCCCCUCAGCCCUUCAUUGCAAAACAACCAAAAAUUGCCUGCGCAGCAUCCUGCACUCGACCAAGCAGAGGCUUUGGCUUGGGCGCAAGCAGACGACUUUAUGCGCGGCGCUCCACUCUUCCAACCCCUCGUCAACGUGCUCAUCGACAACCCGGCCUUACCGCUCGCAUGA
This is a messenger RNA of Moesziomyces antarcticus, 864 nucleotides long. Its product is annotated as 7,8-dihydro-8-oxoguanine triphosphatase NUDT15. Gene Ontology annotation, cellular component: cytosol. Gene Ontology annotation, biological process: dGTP catabolic process. The record is from RefSeq and is a predicted model, not a curated record. The coding region runs from base 1 to 864 and encodes 287 amino acids. Lineage: Eukaryota; Fungi; Basidiomycota; Ustilaginomycetes; Ustilaginales; Ustilaginaceae. The transcript has a single exon. Gene Ontology annotation, molecular function: 8-oxo-7,8-dihydrodeoxyguanosine triphosphate pyrophosphatase activity.